Molecule: messenger RNA, 1010 nt
Organism: Pollicipes pollicipes
Lineage: Eukaryota; Metazoa; Arthropoda; Thecostraca; Pollicipedomorpha; Pollicipedidae
Product: 2-iminobutanoate/2-iminopropanoate deaminase
Exons: 6
Coding region: 1-594 (197 amino acids)
Cellular component (GO): cytosol; mitochondrion
Molecular function (GO): deaminase activity
Source: RefSeq, a predicted model, not a curated record
AUGUUCCGCGGAGUGAAGUUCGUCUUCGUCGAGAGUCUCGACUCCAUAUGGACGCGGGCCCCGGCCGGCCGCCGGCCGGCCCUGUUCGCCGCCGUCUGCCGUAGCCGCGCGUGCGAGGACCGCAGUCGGCUGCCAGCGUACCCCCACACGACCGAUAUAGGCGGGCAGGCGUCACGCGCGGCCGGCAGCGCCAUGAAGAGGACCAUCUACACACCCAAGGCAGCGCCAGCCAUUGGCCCGUACAGCCAAGCGGUGCUGGUGAACGACACGCUGUACGUGUCCGGCCAGCUGGGGAUCGAUGCCACCUCCGGAGAACUGUGCCAAGGCGUGGAGGCGCAGACGCGCCAGGCGCUGGAGAACAUGGGCCACAUCCUGCAGGAGGCCGGCAUGACACACGCGGACGUCGUUAAAGCGACGGUUCUUCUUCUCGCCGACAUGAACGACUUCUCCAAAGUCAACGAAGUCUACAAGACAUUUUUCACCAGUGAUUUUCCGGCCCGGGCGGCCUACCAAGUGGCAGCACUGCCUAAGGGCGGGAUGGUGGAGAUCGAGGCGAUCGCCUUCAAGUGCUCCGACGGCGACAGCAGGCUCUAGCGCCUGACUGACAUCGGCACCCCAGUCCCUGCCGUCGGACCCCGGCCCCCCGUCGGUGCGCCGGCCAAGCCCAGCGUCGAUGAGAUUCCCGGCCGUGUCGCCCGCCUCCCGCCGGCAGCCUUCGACCGUCGACCGUCGCCGCCGACGCCGCCUGUCGGAGGCAGCCUCUUCACGGCGAGCCGGUCCGCGCCGUGGUAGCUGACGUGGAUCGCUGUACGGUAUUCUGGGCCGCUCCAGUGUGGCAUGUGCCGAGUGCCGACGGAUGGAAACCAGUUGCAAGGAGAGGAGGGUAGGGCUGGUGUUGCGUUUAUGAUCGUACACGGCUUGGAACAGAUUUGAUCGCGGCUAAACGCUGGAUUUGGGGAAAGCUGCAAUAUGGUGAAUAAAGUCAAUAAAGGAGACAGUGACUGCUGGCA